This is a messenger RNA of Eucalyptus grandis, 2003 nucleotides long. RefSeq names its product protein trichome birefringence-like 3. The record is from RefSeq and is a predicted model, not a curated record. Bases 19 to 1476 code for a protein of 485 amino acids. NCBI's taxonomy places the organism in Eukaryota, Viridiplantae, Streptophyta, Magnoliopsida, Myrtales, Myrtaceae. Gene Ontology annotation, cellular component: Golgi apparatus. The transcript has 7 exons. Gene Ontology annotation, molecular function: O-acetyltransferase activity.
UCUCUCUCUCUCUCUCUCAUGAUCCCAAGUUCAUCAUCGCCAUCACCAUCGCCAUCACCAUCAUCAUCAACUUCUUCCUCUCUCUCUCUCUCUCUCUGUCUCUCAGAUACAAUGUUGUCAUUCAUUCUAAUCCUGUGCAAAAUGAAGUCUCACAGGGCAUACAUCCCUCUAUUUGUGGUCACAGCCCUGAUAUGCACUUGUGCACUUAUGGUUCUCUUAUUCACAGAGAAAGUCACUUCACUCUCUUCUUUCUCCAUUUUCAGACUCAUAUCCUGCGCCAACAGAGAUGCUCUCCCUAAAUACAGAAUUGGAAGUGGAGAAUAUAGGCCCGAGAUCGACGACGACCGGUUCGAGUUCGACCCGGAAGAGUGCAAUGACACAGCGAGAGGGAAGUGGGUGUUCAAUGCUUCACUCAGGCCUCUCUACUCAGACCGGAGCUGCGCUUAUCUGGAGAAGCAAGUGACCUGCAAACGAAAUGGACGGCCUGAUUCGGAUUAUCUCCAUUGGGAAUGGCAAGCAGAUGAUUGCUACUUGCCCAAAUUUAAACCAGAAGUUGCUCUGAAGAAGCUUCGGGGGAAGAGGCUAAUGUUUGUUGGGGACUCCAUACAGAGAGGCCAGUGGAUGUCCUUCGUUUGCAUGGUGCAAUCCAUCAUACCAAAGGACCAGAAGUUCCUCAGUCGCUCUCCCUCUCGCUCUCACUUAAUCUUCAGAGCCAAGGAAUAUAACACAACAAUCGAGUUCUACUGGGCUCCAUUUCUGGUGGAAUCGAACACGGAUCAACACAUUAUUUCAGACCCAAACAAGAGAAUAUUGCGCAUUGAUUCGAUCUCCAAGCACGCCAAAAUCUGGAAAGGGGUGGACCUCCUGGUGUUCAAUUCCUACAUUUGGUGGAUGAGUGGUCCCCUUAUAAAUUCACUGUGGGGAUCGUUCGCAAAUGGAGAAGAAGGGUACGAAGGGUUGGACAGGAUGACGGCAUAUAGACUCGCUUUGAAGACCUGGGCGAAUUGGAUCGACUCCGCCAUUGAUCCGAACCGAACCCGUCUCUUCUUCACUACUUUGUCUCCCACCCACAUCAAAAGCGAAGACUGGGGCAAUAAAAAUGGCAUCAAAUGCUACAACGAAACGAAACCAGCAAUGAAGGUCACGAGAUCGUGGGUCGACAGAAUGCCUGAUGUGGUUUCCAGCAUAGUGAAGAAGAUGAGGGUCCCUGUCACUUUCAUCAACAUAACACAGUUAUCCGAGUACCGGGUCGAUGGCCACGUGUCGGUUUAUGGUGAGAGCAGGGGCAAGAUCGUUUCAGAACAUGAAAAAUGGCGGAUCAUGAGCAGGACAAGAGACGUCAGAAAAUCUGCGCAGCACACACAUCGUCACCUUCAUCAUGUUGCAAAGCUUAUGGAGGCUAAAAUUCGUCCUCUUGUAAACCUUUGGGGACGCAAACAAGACCAAGCUUGCCUCUCUACGAAACGGGCCAUCUAGUUGGGCCGGAGUCCACAAAACGAGUCUCGACUGUUCAAACGCUUCCCUCACUUACGCCCUAGACAGUCAAAAGCUGAAGACUCACGCAGGAUCGAGAGACAUCGCGAAGAAGCAAGAGGCAACUUCAUUCGCUCUCUCCUUGUAUGCUAUUUUAGCCACCCAAGGUCACUCCCCCACGCUCAGAGCUUUCACUGAUCAUAGGUUAUCUUGGUCGAAGCUUCUCCGUUAGGCCAUCAGGAAUUGGUGCUGUUCCUGUUUGGUUAGUUUGCAGAAGCAAAAGCGAUCUCAAAUCUUCAGUUUUGUUGCUUUGCAGUCCUGUGCGUGCACUGCAUAUUCUGAGAUUUGAGAAAAUUUCAGAGACGAAACUGGCUGCCAUUACUGAGUUGAUCUUCUUAGAUCUUUGGCGUUUGCCAUGGGGUUUUGCCGGUUGUUUCUGCUAGUGUUGUUGUGUUUGCUCUAGUUCUUUUACUUCAGCUCCCUUCCACUUAUUCUGCUUUUUUGCACUAUUAGUGAAAGUUUUUGGCGCC